CUUCGCGCUGCUCAGUGCGAGGUUGCUCGCGUUCACAACGCUGAGCCGCAUUCCAGUCGCGCCACCGAAUGGGAUAUUUCUGCCAGUUUUGGAAUUUAACCAUGAGUGGGACAUGCGAUCCAAGGACCACUCGAACGUGAGCCCUGGCCAAGACUUGAGGUGGAUUACUGUUUUAAGAGACUGCAAAGAAUUAUUGGAUCAAUAAGGACUGUUCUUCCUCCUUUUAUUGUUAGUUGAGUUAGUUCAAAAGUCACUGACUGAAGAAUAAUAACGUCCAACCCUGCCCAUACUUGCGAACCAGUGCAAAUAUGUGGCCUCAUCAGGGGUUGCAUUACGUUACAAGCCAAGGGAUGGUCAUGCUCCUUGUGCUGCUAACUAUCUCCAUACCCCCUCACCUUUCUGACGGAACCCCAGAACCAUUAAAAUCCUUCUUUCCACCUGACUUGGGUCUGACACAUUUAGCCAUCCAUAACAAGACAGGAGAUGUGUACGUCGGUGCAGUAAACUGGAUCUACAAGCUCACCAGCAACUUGACCAAGUUGAGAAGUCACAUGACGGGUCCAGUAGUGGACAAUGAGAAAUGUUAUCCACCUCCCAGUGUACAGUUGUGCCCUCAUGACCUCGCUCCAAACAGCAAUGUGAACAAGCUGCUGUUAAUAGACUACUCUCAAAACCGCAUUAUCGCUUGUGGAAGCACCUCGCAAGGCAUCUGUCAAUUUCUGCGUCUGGAUGAUCUCUUUAAGCUUGGCGAACCUCAUCACCGUAAGGAACACUACCUCUCGAGCGUCACCGAGUCUGGAACUAUGUCCGGGGUCAUCAUCUCAGAAGGCCACACCAGCAAACUUUUCAUUGGAACGCCCAUAGACGGAAAGUCUGAGUACUUCCCAACUCUUUCCAGCCGUAAAUUGAUGACCAACGAAGAAGAUGCUGACAUGUUUAGCUUUGUCCACCAGGACGAGUUUGUCUCUUCCCAGUUGAAGAUUCCCUCAGAUACCCUGUCGAAGUUUCCAGCGUUUGACAUCUACUACAUAUACAGCUUCAGCAGUGAACAGUUUGUCUACUACCUGACGUUGCAGUUGGAUACCCAGCUUACUUCUCCUGAUGCUAGCGGAGAACAGUUCUUCACCUCCAAGAUCGUACGUCUCUGUAUUGAUGAUCCGAGGUUCUACUCCUACGUGGAAUUCCCUAUCGGAUGCACCAAGGACGGCGUAGAAUACCGCCUGAUUCAAGAUGCCUAUUUGAGCAAACCUGGAAGGCAAAUUGCAAACUCUCUGGGAGUUUCUGAGCAGGAAGACAUUUUGUUUACGGUCUUCUCGCAAGGACAGAAGAACCGAGCCAAACCUCCUAAAGAGUCUGCACUUUGUCUGUUUACCCUCACAAAAAUAAAGGAGAAGAUUAAAGAUAGGAUUCAGUCGUGCUAUAGAGGAGAGGGCAAGUUGUCCUUGCCCUGGCUACUCAACAAGGAACUGCCAUGCAUCAACUCGCCUCUUCAGAUCGAUGAUCAUUUCUGCGGGCAGGAUUUUAAUCAGCCUCUAGGGGGCACCAGCACUAUCGAGGGAAUCCCGCUCUUUAUUGACAAAGAUGAUGGAAUGACUUCAGUGGCUGCGUAUGAUUACCGUGGCAACACUGUGGUGUUUGCGGGAACGCGCAAUGGCAGGAUGAAGAAGAUUCUGAUCAAUUCAGUGAGUUCGACCAGACCGGCGCUGCUUUAUGAGAGUGUUCAAGUGAGCGAAGGAGGACCGGUUCUCAAAGACAUGCUCUUCAGUCCUGACCUGCAGUUUAUUUACACGCUGACAGACAAACAGGUGACGCGUGUACCGGUGGAGAGUUGUUCUCAGCACACAACAUGCACUGACUGUUUGAGCUCCAGAGAUCCUCACUGCGGAUGGUGUGUCCUCCACAACAUUUGUUCGCGCCGUGAUCACUGUGAGAGGGCCGAUGAACCCCAGCGAUUUGCCUCCCGAGUGGAUCAGUGUGUCGAUCUGACCGUCCAGCCUAACAACAUCUCCGUCACAAUGGCUGAAGUCCAGCUGGUUCUUCAGGCCAGGAAUGUUCCGGAUCUUUCUGCAGGAGUGGACUGCUCCUUCGAGGAUUACAUCGAGACCGAAGGAAUCAUACAUGGAUCAAGAAUCUACUGCCUGUCGCCGUCAGCCAAAGAACUCAUUCCGAUCACACGCCAACAGAGAGACACGCAUGUGAUAAAGCUCUAUUUAAAAUCCAGAGAAACGGGGCAGAAAUUUGCCAGCGUGGAUUUCACCUUCUACAACUGCAGCAUCCACAGAUCGUGUCUGUCAUGUGUGAACGGCUCCUUCCCGUGUCACUGGUGCAAAUACAGACAUUUGUGCACACAGAAUGCCAAGGACUGCUCUUUCCAGGAAGGCCGUGUGAACAUGUCCGAGGAUUGUCCCCAGAUUCUGCCUUCCACACCGAUGUACAUUCCCGUUGGCGUUCCCAAGCCCAUCACGCUGUCCGCUCGAAACCUUCCACAGCCUCAGUCCGGCCAGAAAAACUAUGAGUGCAUCUUCCGCAUCCAGGGAGAGGCGCACAGCGUGACGGCACUGCGCUUCAACAGCUCCAGCAUCCAGUGCCAGAAAAGCACGUACAACUAUGAAGGAAGUGACAUCAGUGACCUCCCUGUCGAUCUGUCUGUGGUGUGGAAUGGAAACUUCAUCAUCGACAACCCCUACAACAUACAAGCUCACCUGUAUAAGUGUUAUGCAUUGAGGGAGAGCUGCGGGUUGUGUCUGAAAUCGGACCCCAGUUUUGAUUGUGGAUGGUGCGUUCAGGACAGGAAGUGUUCUCUCCGUCAGGAAUGUGCUCAGCCUGAACACACCUGGAUGCACGUCACCGCCGGCAACAGCCGCUGCACCCAUCCUCGCAUCUUCAAGUUGUCUCCUGAAACGGGACCACGGCAGGGCGGAACCAGACUCACCAUCACGGGAGAGAAUCUGGGCCUUCAGUUCAAAGACAUCCAGAAUGGCGUUCGGAUCGGUAAAGUGUCCUGUCAGCCCAUCGAGGAGGAAUAUAUCAGCGCUGAACAGAUUGUAUGUCGUCUGGCUGAUGCCACAGGUUAUCGUGUACAGGAGUCUCAUGUUGAGGUGUGUGUCAGGGACUGUCUCCCUGAGUAUCGAGCCGUGUCUCCUAAGGCCUUCACAUUUGUGUCUCCAUACUUCACACGUGUGGUGCCGUCACACGGUCCAAUUUCCGGAGGCACCAGAAUCACAAUUCAAGGCAGCCAUUUGAACGCCGGCAGCGCAGUGUCCAUUAAAAUCGGACUCAAUACCUGCAGCUUUGAGAGGCGAGGUUCCCGUGAGAUCGUAUGUGUGACUCCAGCGGGUUUGGGUUCUGGCGGGACUCCAGUCAUGGUGGAUAUAAACGCAGCAGAGUUGAGAAACCCAGAGGUGAAGUUUAACUACAUGGACGACCCAAUAAUACUGAGGAUGGAACCCGACUGGAGCAUCGCCAGUGGUGGAACCCUGUUAACGGUCAUCGGCACGAAUCUCGCCACUGUCAGAGAGCCGAAGAUGAGAGCCAAAUAUGGGAGCAUCCAGUCGGUCAAUAACUGUACUGUUGUGAACAACACCGUGAUGGUCUGUCUGGUUCCAUCUGUGGCCGGCUCGGAGAGGGGCUUCUCAGAGGUGGGAAGCGUUCCGGAUGAGAUUGGAUUUAUCAUGGAUGGCGUUCAGUCUCUCCUGGUGGUUAAUGAGAGCUUCAGUUUCUAUCCUGACCCCGUGUUCGAGCCCCUCAGCCCAUCAAUGCUGGAGCUCAAACCCGGAUCUCCACUGAAAUUGAAGGGGAGGAAUCUCAUUCCUUCAGCGGCCAGCAACUACAGGUUAAACUACACCGUCCUGAUCGGUGACAAACCGUGUGUGUUGACCGUCUCUGAAACACAACUGGUGUGCGAGUGGCCUAAUCUCACCGGCAAGCAAAAAGUCACCGUGCUGGCUGGAGGAUACAGAUAUUCUCCUGGAACUCUACAAAUCUACUCGGACAGUCUACUGACUCUUCCCGCCAUCAUUGGAAUUGGGGGAGGAGGAGGUCUUCUUCUUCUGGUCAUCAUCAUCAUUCUCAUUGCCUACAAACGCAAGUCCCGAGAUGCCGACCGUACACUGAAGCGCCUGCAGUUACAGAUGCACACCCUGGAAUCCAGAGUCGCCCUGGAGUGCAAAGAGGCAUUUGCCGAGCUGCAGACUGAUAUCCAUGAGUUGACUCAGGACCUGGACGGAUCUGGAAUUCCGUUCCUUGAUUAUCGUACAUACGCGAUGAGAGUCCUUUUCCCGGGAAUAGAGGACCAUCCUGUGCUGAAAGAGAUGGAGGUGCCAGCCAAUGUGGAGAAAGCUCUGACUCUCUUCGGGCAGCUCUUGAAUAAGAAGCACUUCCUGUUGACAUUCAUCCGGACGCUAGAGGCUCAGCGCUCCUUUUCCAUGAGGGACCGCGGUAACGUUGCAUCUCUCAUCAUGAGUGCCUUGCAGGGGGAGAUGGAGUAUGCGACCGGCGUACUGAAACAGCUCCUGUCAGACCUCAUCGACAAGAACCUGGAGAGCAAGAACCACCCCAAACUUCUGCUUAGAAGGACUGAAUCAGUAGCUGAGAAGAUGCUCACAAACUGGUUUACGUUCCUUCUCUACAGGUUUCUAAAGGAGUGUGCCGGUGAGCCUCUCUUCAUGCUAUACUGUGCAAUAAAGCAACAAAUGGAAAAAGGCCCAAUAGACGCCAUCACCGGUGAAGCCCGCUACUCCCUCAGCGAGGACAAACUCAUCCGACAGCAGAUCGACUACAAAACUCUGACUCUGCAUUGUGUGAACCCCGAGAAUGAGAGCGCUCCCGAGGUCACGGUCAAAUGUCUGAACUGCGACACCAUCACGCAGGUCAAAGAGAAGAUACUGGACGCCCUAUUUAAAGGCAUUCCGUACUCGCAACGGCCCAAAGUUGGAGACAUGGACUUCGAAUGGAGGCAGGGUCGUAUGGCCAGAACUAUUCUCCAGGAUGAAGACGUGACCACUAAAAUCGACAACGAUUGGAAGCGUCUCAACGCGCUGGCGCACUAUCAGGUAACGGACGGGUCAGUUAUCGCAUUGGUCCCCAAGCAAAACUCCGCCUACAACAUCUCCAACUCUUCAACGUUCACCAAAUCCCUCAGCAGAUAUGAGAGCAUGCUCAGAACCGCCAGCAGUCCAGACAGCCUGCGCUCCAGGACGCCCAUGAUAACUCCGGAUCUGGAGAGCGGAACCAAACUCUGGCACCUGGUGAAGAACCACGACCAUGCAGACCAGCGAGAGGGCGACCGCGGCAGCAAGAUGGUAUCUGAGAUCUACCUGACGCGUCUGCUCGCUACCAAGGGUACGUUGCAGAAAUUCGUCGACGAUCUGUUCGAGACCAUCUUUAGCACAGCUCACCGUGGCAGCGUUCUUCCUCUCGCCAUCAAAUACAUGUUUGACUUCUUAGACGAGCAGGCGGACAGACACGUGAUAUCAGACCCUGACGUCAGACACACGUGGAAGAGCAACUGUUUGCCGUUGCGGUUCUGGGUGAACGUGAUCAAGAACCCUCAGUUCGUGUUUGACAUCCAUAAGAACAGCAUCACAGAUGCCUGUCUGUCCGUGGUGGCUCAGACCUUCAUGGACUCGUGCUCCACGUCGGAGCACAAACUGGGCAAAGAUUCGCCGUCCAACAAGCUGCUGUAUGCGAAAGACAUCCCCAACUACAAGAACUGGGUGGAGAGGUAUUACUCUGAUAUCGCACGCCUUCCUGCCAUCAGCGAUCAGGAUAUGAGCGCAUAUCUCGCCGAACAGUCUCGCCUGCAUUUAAAUCAGUUCAACAGCAUGAGCGCGCUGCACGAGAUCUUCUCCUACAUCACCAAAUACAAGGACGAGAUCCUGUCGGCAUUGGAACGGGACGAGCAGUCGCGCAGACAGAGACUCAAAUCCAAACUGGAGCAGGUGAUUGACACCAUGGCUCAAUCCAGUUGAUCAGACCGAGCAUACACACACUGCUUCUGCUCUGAUUCAGCGGACCGCUGGAACACACACACUCCCGUGUAUUUGUGUGUUUUUGCAAGGACACAACCACAAACUUUGAAUGUAUGUGGUGCAGAUUUGGUUUCUGAUUAUUGGGAGUAAUGUCGAGUGCGGUGGUUAUUUCACACAACACACAGACGGACUGAUGCUUUUUCCUGUUCUGAAGAAACAAUGGGGAUCUCUGAUGAAGUCAUGUGACAGUGUCACGAGCCAAUGAUCCUAGGAAAAGACGUUUGGAUUUGCGUGUUUACGAUUGUUUUAUUUGUUAUUAUUUUGUACAAAUGUAUCAACUGCCCACUCUCACUUGUGUUACAGCUGAAUUUGCACAGUUUACAGAAUCAAAGAUAAUCAGCUUCCGUCAUCUUCACAUGAGACGCAGCGACACGCCUCGUAUCAUUCAGAUGCUAUAGGGGUUGACAAAGAUGAAUUUUAUAAUAAACAAAAGGACAAAAAGAAGGAGCAAAAAUACAAAUAUGAAACCUGUCCUGUGCCAUGUUUUAGUUAAAUGUCGUUUAAUGGGAAAACGUUUUAGUGGGAAUGUGUUCUUGUUGUUUUGAAAUGGAAAAAAUGCAUUGAAGCAACACGCUAAAGGAUCUCAAAAGGUUUUACAUCAAAGCUUGAAACAAAGUUUAAUCUGCUCACACCCAUCAAUCUGCAGCAUCAUCUUACGAGAUCUAUCUAGUGGCAUUUUCAAAAGAUAAAUGAAUCACAAUUUGUAAAAAUAAGUAUAGUUUAAGGACCGUUCAGAUAUGUGACCUGGACAUGUUUUUAUGAGCUUCCGCUGCUGCUCUCUACGUUUAUCUCCAUCCUCUUUCAGCACUUUCAUCUUUUAGAAAAAGUCGCAAUUUGAAUAUAAAUAAGAGGAAGAGAGAGAGAGAGUUUCAUGAGUCAGUGUUUCUAUAGUGUGUCGAUAUAAGGAGGAAUAAUAGUCUCAUUCAUCACAACUGGUCAGACAAGAGAAAGUGCGUUUGGGGUUAAUGAGACGAUUGUUUUAACCUGUCAUUCACCAGCGAACGUUUCCACGUCAAUGAAUCAACACAUUACAGUGUACGAACAGGUACGAAAGUUGAAAUGGUUGAGAUCUGCAGGGAUCACUUUUCUGUUUUUGAAUCCAUGUUUCUUUCACUUCCAAAAAGCUUGUGGCCAGUUUCUUAGUUUGCCGGCAUGUUGAAGGUUCAAUGCAAGUUUGGCUCUGUCAACAGUAUUUGUGGCUUAAUGUUGAUCUUAGACAGAAAUUAAAAGAUUUGCUCCUUUUUUGACGCAAAUAUUAUAGCAACAGAGAAUUCCAGAAGCUUUAAAUGCAAGCUCAUAUUUUUGAGUAUUUCGGUCACAGAAAUUAUUCCACAAAUGCUGUCAAUGAACAUUCACUUGUAAUGCUAUUUACAUUUUUGUACUUUUUUUUUUCAAUAUCUCAGUGUGAUGAAGGUUUUUUAAGAGUUAUAUUGUAAACUGCUCUCUGACUGGUGUUGAGAUGUUAAGAGUCUGUUCGGUGACAUAAUCAUCAGCAUUCGUUUGCUUUUAACAAACAAUAGAGAGAGAAGAAAGAAAGUCUUUUUAUAAACACAGAUGUGGGGAUUUCUAGUCAUCUGAAUUAAAACAAACCUUAUGUUGUGCACAAGUCUACACAUAGUCCCACACUGAAUCAUGUUUUACACACACACACACAGUUAUCUUGACAUGUACUAAGAUUGUUGUAGUGUUGAUGUAUUUGGGCCGGUGUUAGUAUGGUUGAAAAUACGUUUACCCUCUCUCUCACAUGCUUUAAAACACACAAAAAAACAUCUCAGGAUCUUCCUCUCGCUCUUCAGUUUAACAUUCUUUGACUGUGAACCAGAGAAGUGUGUCAGAGAGAACAGCCAUAGACAGACACAUUAGCAGAUAGCUUGAGUUUCUCAUUGGGUGCAAAUCUUAUCAAAUGUAAAAAACAUGUUUUAAUUUAUUUAUAUAUGAUGUUGUUGUUGUUUUUCCAGAGAUUGUGUAUACUGGUGCUGUGGUUGCUUUUUGAGUUUGAAACAAUCGUUUUUUUCUCCCUCUCCUUUUAAUGGAUUCUGAACUUUGAUGAAAUGUGACGCAGAGACAAACUCGUCCCCCACUCCACCUUGCUGCUUCUUUCCAUGUAUUUCUGAUAAAAUAAUGAAGAAGCUUCAAAUUGCAAUAAGAUGAAUGUGAACAUUUUGUGUUGAAAUAACAGGACGUUGAAGAAAAUCAUGUUUCAGGAUUCACAGACUGUCACGAGUCGGCUGGUGUCUAUUCAUUGUGUAAAUAUUGUUUUCUUAUUUUGCAGAUAUACUAUUUGUAAAUAAACACGCAUUAAGGAGAGAUUAAACAUUGUUUUUUGCUAAAACUAAUUUGUGGUUACUCUCUGGUUUUGUCCAACAUGAGAAAAUAUUUUGUACUUUGUGAUUAUUAUUACUAAAAAUUCAAUUCGCAGGUUUACUUUGUCAUUUCCAGACAUUUAUAUCAUGGUCUUAUAAAUGUAAAUGGUCUUUAGUAGAAUAUUCUGUGUAGUGUGUAAGAUAUUUUAAACGGUGUAGUUAUGUUGUGGUAAUUUCAUGUUAUGAGUUUUAUUUCCUUUUAUUUGGGAUCUCGUAAAUGCUCUUCAGUUUCAUAAUGAACCCAUAAUGAUUUGCUCCUGGGACACCCAGUUUCCAUCUCAAAUGGAAAGAUUUUAAUCAUUUCAAUAACAUUGUGGGGAUGCUUCUCUUAUGUAAAUCUGUGUAAAGAGAGCUGAACCUGCGGUGAACACAAAUAUUUCUCCUCAGAUAACAUUAUUACUGUGUGUGAGUGUUUGAACGUGGUUUAUGAGGAUACAAAUUGUAUAACAACAUGGGUAGUACAACAAAUUUCAUAAAAAUGAACUGAAAGGCUUAUAAUAACUUACACAGUUAUUUGUAU
Triplophysa dalaica is the source of this 8912-nucleotide messenger RNA. RefSeq names its product plexin A1b (gene plxna1b). Bases 309 to 5969 code for a protein of 1886 amino acids. The transcript is spliced from 32 exons. Gene Ontology annotation, molecular function: semaphorin receptor activity; protein binding. Gene Ontology annotation, cellular component: semaphorin receptor complex. NCBI's taxonomy places the organism in Eukaryota, Metazoa, Chordata, Actinopteri, Cypriniformes, Nemacheilidae. The record is from RefSeq and is a predicted model, not a curated record. Gene Ontology annotation, biological process: regulation of cell shape; regulation of GTPase activity; negative regulation of cell adhesion.